This is a messenger RNA of Nilaparvata lugens (brown planthopper), 5272 nucleotides long. Its product is annotated as sodium/potassium/calcium exchanger Nckx30C-like. Gene Ontology annotation, biological process: intracellular calcium ion homeostasis; calcium ion transmembrane transport. Gene Ontology annotation, cellular component: membrane. NCBI's taxonomy places the organism in Eukaryota, Metazoa, Arthropoda, Insecta, Hemiptera, Delphacidae. Gene Ontology annotation, molecular function: calcium channel activity; calcium, potassium:sodium antiporter activity. The record is from RefSeq and is a predicted model, not a curated record.
GAAAAAAGUUUUUUCCUAUAACAUUUAUAGGAAGUAUACUGUGGAUCGCAGCCUACUCCUACCUCAUGGUCUGGUGGGCCAAUGUGGCUGGUGAUACGUUCAGCAUCCCUCCAGAAGUCAUGGGACUUACAUUUCUAGCCGCUGGUACUUCGAUACCAGAUCUUAUCACCAGUGUCAUUGUCGCGAGGAAAGGCUUUGGUGAUAUGGCCGUGUCUUCUUCUGUUGGAAGUAACAUUUUUGAUGUUACUGUUGGGUUGCCAGUGCCUUGGUUGCUGUAUGGGCUGAUAUACGGCACUCCGGUGGAGGUGAACAGUGUGGGAAUGGUGUGCUCUAUCUCCAUCCUCUUCCUGAUGCUCCUCUUUGUUAUAAUGUCGAUUGCUUGCUUCCAUUGGAAGAUGAACAAGAGUCUGGGCUUCACCAUGUUCCUGCUCUACUUUGUCUUUGUUGCGGUGUCUCUCAUGUUCGAGUACAAAGUCUUGGUAUGUCCAUUUUAGGUUGCUGCUAGAGAUUGCACGCACACAUUCACACCAAUAACAAAUUAUAUUAUAUUUUAUUUGAGAAAGCUCAUAUACAUAAUAAUAUAAAUUAGAAUAAUUCUGUGAUUGAGGAAUUAUUAAGUGGUUUUUAUAAAGUAAUUAAAAGUUUUAAUUAUAAUAGAGAAUAUUGUGAAUUCUAGAUCUGUAAUAUAUUUUAGCUAUUUUUACAUAUCCUACAGUUAAGCGUUAUGAAUGAUGAAAAUUAUUGUUAUAAAUACUCACUACGAGAAAUGUUUAUUCAUGAUGUUGUACUACUUAGAAUGUGCUCUUGUUCAUCUCAUCUCAUUCAAAACUCAAGAUUCUAAUAACACUUGUUGAUUUAUUCAUUUCAAAAAUACAACCACUUUUAAAAGCAACAGAUAAAUAGAAAUUCAUGUUGUUUUCCAUGCCGUAACACUUAAUAAUAUAACUCUAUUGAUGUUAUUAUUGUCUUUGUUAAUUCAUCCAUUUCAAAGAUACAACCACUUCCAAAAGCAACAGAUACAUAGAAAUUCAUGUUGUUUUCCAUGAGGUAACACUUUAUACUAACCCUAUUGAUGUUAUUGUUUUUCUGUUGAAAAAAAACAAGAAUUGAUAACUUUGUUGAAGAAAUCGAAGGUGUAUCAACUUAAACAGUGUUGGAUACGGUAUCUAGAUUCGGGAGAGAAAUAGCACAAGGUAUUUUGUGUUAUAGUUUGUCUUUUUUCCCCUUCCAAUCAGUUUAAUGAUGUGAUUUUUGAAGUAUAUGAAUUCUAUUUAUGACAAAAAGCAAUUUAUUCAGGGUAAUUGUUCAAACACUGAUUCACCAUUAUUUUCUCUUGGAUAAUAGAUAUUUGAGUAGAGAAAAUAGGAUAUCGUAGACAAAUAAUAUUGAUUUCUCAACUUUUGGUUUUUGGAAAUUCAUGGCCUUAGAUGCCUCUGAUAAAACUGACCCAACUACUCGUAAGUAAAUGUUUUGCCAUUUUUUUUGUCGUUGAAAGUCUUCUUAUAAUAAAAUAUAAAUUGUCAAUGAAAUAUUAACUUUAUCAAAAUUAUUGAGACAUAUUAUUGAUCUCAACAAAGAAACUAUUUUCAAAUCAUGACUGAUAUAGGCUACUCAAGCUAUGAAUGUCUUUGAUUACCACAUAACGUAUUAUCAAUGAUUAAAUCAUAGUCGAAGAUUCGAUUCUAGUAAAAUGAGCAAUACAAAUCAAGCUAAUUCUCGAUCAGCCUUUGAAACACCUUUCGAAAUCAGCCUUUGAAACAUGAUCGAAAUCAAACCUCUUUGAAACAGACCCCGUUAUUUUCAACCUGUUGCUAUUGGUUAUUGAUCGAAUGAGUUCUCCCAAGAUAUCUCUUGAGAACAUCAUCCCACAGACGUUCUAUUGUUUCCACUUUAUAAGUACUCAUCGCGAAUAAGUAUGUAAAUAAGUUAUUUAGUUGGUAAUAUCUAUUGUAAAAUAUGUGAAAUAAAUAAUGUUACCAUUAAAUGGGCUAGAUUGGAGUGAGAAAGCUCUAUUAUACACCAAUUUGAUAUAAAUUAGAUUGUUUUUGGAAAUCAAUAAUAAUAAUAAUAAUGAUAAUUAUGACGACGAUAACAAUUUAAUUUCCCAAUUGGCCUACUUAUAAAUUUUAGAAGAAGAUAACUCUUCAAUUCAGUAUUCAAGAAUUUUUCCUGUAGGCUACUUUGAUUAAUUAGGAGAAGCAUUUACUGGAUGAGAAUCCAAAUAAGAUUAAUAAUAAUAUAAUAUUAAUUGAAUUGUUAAAUAUACAUUUUUUAAUAUUGUUACCAAUAAUGUGAAGAAAUGAUAAACACGAAAAAUAAUUCCAACAACUUAAGAUAAUUAAUUCAAAGUAAGGUAUUGUAAGGUUUAUUCAGGUAUUCAAUAAAUUAAGCUGAGCAUUAAGCUGUUCGAAAUAAAAACUUAAAAAUGCGGAAUCCUUGACUUGGAAACAGACAAGAAGCUGAAUUUAGAAGACGAUUUUGCAAAUAAAUUAAACUGUUUGUGACAGAAAAGGACCUCUUCAUUCUUAGAUAAUGUUCAUAACAUCAAUGCAUUUCUUAAUUUCUCACUUUUUUGAUCUGCCUUCUUCAAAUUAUUAUAAUUCCUCUACAUCCAUGACUCAUCCCAUAACACUCAUUCAAAUAAUAUUAUGAUUCUUUUUUUACCUCAAAUCCUCUAACAACUGUAUAUUUAGAGUUUACAGUACAUUUUAUAAACUCACAAGUAUAAUAUUAUAAUUAUUAUUAUUUGAUUUUAAUUUCUUACAUUGAAAAUUGUAUCAAGAAUAAAUCUGUAAUUAUUGAUAUUUAUAAUACAGUUCUAAUGUCAAUAGAGUAGCCUUUGUAAUCGCCUUAUUUUAUGUUAGAAAGCAGCUAUAAGAAUUCUAACAGCUUGCAUUACAUUCAACAUGAUAUGAUGAUUAUCAAAUGAAUGGAUCACUAAUCUAUUGAAUAACUCCAUAAACCUUUCUCAAAAGUAUAGAUUUAAUAAGAAUGUUAUCGAUUAUAACACGAAUAUAUUUUUAAUUUAUUGUUGAAAUUUAAUUACUAAAAAUGACAAGUGAGGUAAAUUGUAGCUAAGACUUUAAUGUAAAUCUGGAAUUGUAAAAUUAGUUACCUCAUAUAUUCUACUGUAAAUGACAUAGUUGAAGUACCUAUACUCCUAGUGUGUCAGAAAUCAAAUAUACUCCUAACUACACUUCACAAGAAGCCAGAUUUGUACAGUUUCUCAAAUAAUUCAGAGAUUUUAGAAGACAUAGCAUAGGGUGCGAAUAUUCACUCGAUUGUGGUAGGUGCAAGUGUACAUAUGUAAUAAAUAAAUAAUGAUCUGGUUGUAUGAUCCGCGCCAAAAAAUAUAAACUUUUGUGGCAUGUUGUUAUUUUUGCUCGCAUAAACAAAUGUUACAACUUUUAAAACAUACUUCCAUAUCAAUGUUGUUGAAUUGUAAAUUUGGUGUUGCUUGAUUAUUUUUUACAAUAAUUAUAGUCUAAUAAUAAUACGAUACUGUAAUAAUAAUGAUUCAUAAUACAAAACCACUCUAUUAAUGUGGAAAGGAUAAAAUUAAUUUUAAGCGUUUUAGACUGGAAAUUAGCUUUUUAAAAAGUGAAUUUUUCUAGCUACAAAGCUGUUAUAGAAAUAGAAAUGGUUGAGUAAUUUUAAUUAUUGUCAUCAAUGAUGAAGGUAAUCAGUUCCACUUCUCCAUGCAUUCUGUAGUGUCAAGUCGUUAUCAUACGUUAAUUAUUGUGAAAUAUAAAGUGAUUUUGCCAAGAUGUAAGCAAUAAGACCUUCAAUUCAAUGUAAAUUCCGAGUGAAGGUGUGUGCAAGUGUAAUUACAGAUUACAUGUACUGUCUAUUAUUAUAAUUUCUCAAUAUAAAGCUUUCAAUUAAAGUAUCACAUUUAAAGAUAUAAUCUAACACGUAAUGUGUGAUGUGUGCGUGUGUGUGUGCGUAUUAAAAAGUGUUCGUUUAGAAAUUGGUUGUAAUGUGCAGAAACAAUAAAACAAGACAAGUGGUUAGUUUAUAAAUAGGAGUUGAUAAUUUUAAUUUUUAAAGCUAAGCUUAGUUGUUGAAUAUAUUGUUCAGGUGGAAUUUUUGAGCCUAAUUGAUUAAAUAUACAGAGUUGCCGUUCAAACACAGAUUUCUCUGGAUGAUAUCCUGUUCGAGAAAACGUUUUUUUACAAAAUAAUAUCAAUCAUAUUUCAUUUAGUGGACUUGAAGAAACAUGGUAAUACUAACUUAUGACAUACUGUAUCUUCUUCAAAAAAGUAUACCAUAUAAUAAAGAGCGCAAUUCAUUCAGAAUGCGCAAAAUCAAUUAUUACUUUUUUGAGAGCUUGUUAAAGAGGAUAAGAUGUGAUACGAAAAUCAAUGGGAAGACGGUCUCUUGAAGACUAGAAGAAAAAUACAGUAUACGUAUCACCAAAAUUGUGCUCAGAAUAUUUAAUAGUAACUCUUGGAAGAUUUCAAAUAAAAUUUUGAAGGGACAGAGUUCAAUAAGUAUUGAAUCAGAGAAUUUGGCUAUGAUAAACCUUAGGAUUAGAGUAAAAAAUGUCUACUCUUUUCAUAAAAUAUUGUAAUCUCUUUAUAAUCUUCCGAUUCAAUAAGUAUCUCGAAUAGUUGUUGGAUUGAAAUUUGAUAUAUUAUUAUAGAAUUGUUCAAUUUGGCCACUUCAUUGUACAUUUAUCCAAAACGAUUAAUUUACUGGAUAGCACAUUUCUGAUAGUUUCGGAAGUGCCAGUUAAAAUUAGACUCAAAUUUAAGAUAAGUGGAUAUUCAAUCAAACCGUGCUAUAGAAAACGCACAACAUUCUUUAUUCUCAAAUUGUACACCCAUCAUUUAGAUGAUUAAGAGAAAAAAAAGACAAAUAUUGAGCUAUUUCUUUCUCCUUGAGCUAAACUAGAACAAAAUUUACCUAAUUCGAAAUGCUUGACUUCCAAUGCAUCUAUUAUAGUAUGUGUAGUCUGAGACCCCCAAAUAGCCAGUAUUUGGGCGUUUCGUCAAGCGGUACAAGACUUUAAAAAAUGGAAUGAAUGUUAUAGAACACAAUCUAAAUCAAAAUUUGGAAUAAGUUAAUCCAUUCUGAUGGACUUAUAAAAAUACUAAAAAUAUUGACUAUAAUGAAGUGGUAUUCAUAAUUCAACAACAUCAAUUUCAAGAAUAGAUUAGAUACUGAAAAUCUUAAUUCAAAAUGAAAUUCAUGCUUUUUCUAUGAAACAGUUAUUCAGGAAUAGGAAAGCUACAUGUAUCAAAGCUUUUGAUACUUCCGUAUCAGUUAA